CCGCCGCCGCCGCCAUGAGCGGCCCGCAGCCGGGAUUUCUUGCAACCUACAAUAGCCUUACAGACAAACACCUGGUUGGAUAUUUCAGCAAUACCAGGAUAAGACGACAUCUUCAGAGAUCAGGACUGAUCUCAAGGUGUGGAAGAAUAAUAUCUGAGAAAGAAUACCGGCUAAAUGCUAUGAGGAGGGAUCACCAGAGAUGUGUCCAGGAGUGCCUGGCUCAUGCCAUAUUUCAUAAGGUCCUUGACAUGGAGCGUCAUCAUCAGCUAGAAAUAAAAAGAAAACUUGAAAAUUCUGUGAGGAAGGAGAGGGUGCAGAAAAUCAAGGUGGAACAAUCCAGAAGAUCAGUGGAAGGUGCGAGCCCUAUGCGCCCCCCCCAUCCACCACUUGGUCCAAGAAAUCGUUAUGGGCUCCAUCCUUUAGUGGCUGGGGAACCAGCUAGUCACUCACAACUGAGGGCACCUGGACCUGUAGUCGAUUAUAAUGGUGGACAUCCUUCUCAUCAACACCGAUCCAAGGAGCCUGCUUUUUCUAAGAUGACUUCCUGGCGACCAAAUACAGCUCCAGGAAAUAUGCAACACCCACUUCGCCUCCAACCACUUCGCAGCUGUGCUGCAGUGGGGUCUGUACCAAAGGCUUCUAGCUCUAAACAGAAGUGCCACACACUUGAACAUGAUCAGCAGUUUGCCAGUGGGGGGGAGAAGAGUGGGUUAAGACUUAUGAAUUCAAUGGAAUAUGUGACUGGUACAUCCCCAUAUCAGCUCCCCGUCAUUAACAAUUAUGUGAUACCAGUGCCACCUCCCCCCCUGCAAAAAGGAGACAAGAGCAUAACUGCGGUGAGAAAUGGGGUGCACAGAGGCAGGCGGUAUCAUCCCACCACUGCACCAAAUGACGUAGAGCAACUUUUAACAAAGAAUUCUGGAGGAUUCCCUAAGCCCUCGUUACGCAGCAAUGCAUUUGUUACCAUGGUCUUUCUAGGAAAAAGUGUGCAUUUAUCUCACGAUGAUGCUGAUUACAGAGAUGAAAUCAAAGUCUAUCAGCAGCAUUGUGGAGGAGAAAACCUUUGUGUCUACAAAGGCAAGCUACUGGAAGGAGAGACCUUUCAGUUUGUCUCAAAGAGGCACCGUGGUUUCCCAUUCAGCCUCACGUUUUUUCUGAAUGGGAUGCAAGUGGACAGGUUGAGCUGUUGCUGUGAGUACAAACAUCAGAAGCGUUCCAGGCUGGGAGGCAGACAUGGAUACUUCAGGUUUCUCAAUGUGGAGGGAGCAUCUCCUUGCUACAGGUGCAUUAUUGCAAUGGGUCUGGACAAAAAGCCAUCCCCUCCCAAGAGAAAGAUAGAGGAGGACCAUGAGGAAAAGCAUGUGGGUUCCUGGGGAGAUGGAGUGCGCAGUGAGCCAAGUAAAAGCAGUGUUGAGCAGAAACCAAGAAAAGAUUCAGUGUUAGUCAUCUUACCAGGUCACGAAGCAAGUGUGGAAGCUGUUGAGGACAAAGUGGAGACCGGACAGGAAUACAGAAAAGAAGAAAGGAAAAAACUAUCUGAUCGUGAGAGUGAAGAUAGUCAGGAAGACACCGGUAAAAAUGAGUAUGAUGAAGAUUUUGAAGCAGAUGAAGAAGUUCAUGAAGAGGGACAGACUGGUGAUCAAAUGAAUGGAAUGUCAAAGUCAUCCUCAGAUGAUAAAAAACAUAAUUUAGUCUAUGAAAAGGAGAGUAAAACCUCAUCACCGAAGGCACUGCAGGCCUCUGACGGUGAGAAAGAUGAAAGUGAUGGAUAUUCCAACAGUGACUCCGAGGAUGAUAAACAAGAUAGGAGGCCUGCACACUCUCUCUCAUCCGUCAGUACUCAGUAUAGCAGUGAAGAUGACUCGCAUGCUGAAAUGAUGAAAGACGAUGUCAAGGACAAAGAGGAGUAUAAUAUCAAAAGGGCAUCUGAUAACACAGCACAUGCACAGUAUGGAAGUGAGAACGGGGAGAAUAAACUGCUCAGAAUGGAGGAAGAUCAGGAAGCUUUUGCACUGGAAAAGGAAGGAAUAGAUGAAGCAGAAAAGGCAAAACCAGAAGAUCUAACAGCAAGGGAAGAUACUGGAAUUUUUCAUGAAAAUACAAUGGCAAUACAGUAUCAAAGUCCUGCAGUUAAUGGGGACCUCAAACAGGCUGGGGCAGUAGAAAGUAACAUAGGGGAAGACGGGGAGAAGAAUGCAAGUACCAGGAGGGAUGAUGGGGAGGAAAGUCUUCUAGUGCCUUUGGAAAGCAGUAUGACGGAAGCAGAGGAUAGCAAUGAAGAGUCUCCUCAGGGUGAUGAAGGAGGUGUUUCUGAAGAUUGCAAACCAGUCCAGGAGGAAAUAGCAAAGGCAAUUGGAAAUGAUCAUCAUGUGAAUUCUGAACCUCAACCUACUGAUUCCUGUGCAGAUGAGGAAGAAGAGAACAUAACAAGUACAGAGCAUGAUGCCAAUGAAGCACCAGAUGGAGCUUUCUUGGCAGAAGGAACAAGAACACUUGACGUGCAGAAGGCAGCAGAACAAGUGGUACAAGAAGGGCAGAUGGUAGGGGAGAGGCAAGCACUCAAGAAGGAAGAUUUUGUUGCUGAGGGAGGAGAUGCUCGCGCCGAUGAGGCAGGAGAAGAAACGGCAGGGGUGGGAGAUCUGCUGCCCAAGGAAGACGCAGUGGCCGUGCCGCAGGCGGAGGAUCAGCUUGUGGUGGAGGAAUCUGCAGCCGAGGAGAGCGCCAUGGCAGAGGAUCCCAAAGGAAAGGGGACAGGGAAGGGAACGGAGCCUGGCGCAGAGGUGGCACCCGGGGAGCGGGAAGUUCUGAUGGAGGAGACAGAGAGCGAGGCAGCACCGGGGGAGCGGGCGCCUGGGGGAGCGGAGCUGGCAGGGGCACUGCUAGGCAGGGAGGCAGCGUCCGAGGGCGAGGAGGUGGCUGGGGAGGUCUCUGAGGGAGAAGAGGCAGCGGAGGAGGCCUCCGGGGCAAAGGAGGCUGCGGGAGCGACGGGGCCUCCGGUGAAGGAGGUGGUGGGCGAGACGGUGUCUGAGGCAGAGGAGGCCGUGGAGGAGGGAGGUUUUGCAGGGAAGGGCGUUGUGGUGGGUGCUGUGUCUGAGGCAGAGGAGGCCGUGGAGGAUGCCAACGUGGCAGAAGAAGGGAUUGCUGGGGUAGUUGGCCCUGAAGAAGAGUCUGUAGAGGAAGCUGUUGCUGAAGGGGAGGAGGCUGCAGAGAAGCCUGGGGCUCUCCUGGAAACAUUAGGGGAUGCAAACAUUUGCACAGGAGAAGCAGUGCCUGGAGGAGAAGACUUUGUAAAGCCAAAUGAGUUUUCCCAGCUGAAAGCAUCAGGGGGAGAGUGGAUGGAGAUGGGGAAAGCUGCCAUAGGAGCAGGAACAUCUGAGACUGGCAAGGCAUCAGGGGUAGAAGGCGGCUCUCUCCUGAGAGCGGAGGACUCUGUGGAGCCUGGCAAGGGUCCCGUGUUGCAAGUAGCACCGGGAUUAGAGGCACUGGUGGGUGCUGGAGGGGAUCCCAUAACUGAAGGGUCAUCCCAGUUGGAGGAGACCACAACAGCGGAGGAGGAGGAGGAGGGCUCAGCAGAAGCACUUUCGAGUGGAAAGCCAUCUCUAGGCAGCAAAGCAAAGACAGAGAGUGCAAUGGAAGAGACACCUGAUGGAGGGCCGAUGGGAAUAUCUGCAGAGAUAGCCAGAGCAGGGUCAGGAGGUAGAGAGGAGGUUGCGGGUGGAGCAGCCAGUCCAAGCGAGCUGGCAGCCGGGCCGCAGGGAUGGCUGGAGCGUGCUGAACAGAGAGGGAAGGAGAGGUCUCCUGGUGAGGGGGUGAUGGAUGAAGCAGCGCUGCCUGCCCUGGGGCUGUGUGUGAGCGGGGUGGGGGGGUCAGGGGGGGUGGCUGGUGCUGCGGCGGGCGGCCAGACAGGGCGAGGGGCUCUGCCUGAGGGGGGAGCGGCAGCGGAGCCGGCGCUGGUGGUGCAGGAGGUGGCUGGCAAUGGCGGGCUGGGCGAUGGGGCGGUGGCACGGGAGGGGGUGGCGGGAACAGUGUUGGGGGGACGGAGCGGGACAGGGGCGGCAGGGGCAGAGGGGGUGUCAGCCGAGGGAAGGGGGGCAGCUGGGGAGUCUGGGGGGGACAGGGAAGGGGUGGCCGACGGAGCCGUGGCCUGCGGGCGAGGGGUGAACCAGGAGGCGGUGCUGGGGGGCGAGGGCCAGGGCGAGGCGGGGUGGGAGUGGGGCACAGCGGGUCUCGUGUCCCCAUGGCACGCAGAACCGCAUGGAGCGAUGUCCCUUGGGGAGCAGCCGACUGCAGAAACCUCCCUGAGCGCCCCUGCGCGUGGGGAUGGGGGAGCGGAGUCGGGGGGGAGAGGGUCGGCAGGCGGCGAGGGGCUGUGCCUGGGCACCCAGCCGCAGCUGGCAGCUCCCGGGAUGGGGGCAGUGGGGGGCAAGGGUGGGCUGCAGGGGGGCACAGAGCAGGCAGGAGCGAAAGCCGAUGGGGAGCAGGCAGGCCUCUGUGAAAACAAGAGGGAGAGAGAAGCAGCGGGUGUCUCGGAGAGUGCAUGGAGCGCUGCUGGGGUCAGGGAGCAGAGGAAGGACAGUCCCGUUGGAGGGAGCCCAGACACCCCGGGAGCUGCUGACACCGGCGAGAGGAGCUGCGGUCCCCGUGGGGAUGUUGUAAACCCAGAUGCGGUUGUCGUGCCCUCGGUACAGCCCCAGGAUGGGGAAGAAACUCUCCUCUGAGCUUUUUCUGCAGCUCCUUCAGUGCUGUGUCCUGCAACAUUUACACAAAUUGCUGUUGAUUUGUGCCGGUUGGGAUGUUCACUCCUUUAUUGUAUUCCUUGAGCACCACAACCAUCUGUCACGUUUUACUAAAACAGCUUCUCAGUGUGCAGCAGACAACUGAAAUAAGCCUGUAUAUGCCAGCCCAGGAAACAGCACUCCUUCGUAAUUAUGAAGACAGUAAUUGCAAGGAUUGUUCCACAGCUGUCAUGCUUGUUUUUCCCAAAACACAGAGAAAUAUUGGACUGGCUGAACCUCCCCUCCUCCCCCAGGCACCGCUUGCUUCUGCUGGCUGGUGGGAGGGAGGGCUGAGGGUGAUGUGCUGUACGUGUUUCCGUAGGACAAGUUGUCUGUACAGAGUGCCGGUGUUUGACUGUGUCUGUGUCUAUGUACUGACUGCAUUUUUCUGUGUGUCAUUUGCCUUUCUGAACUACAAACUCUUCACUGUGAGUUGGGCUGUGUCUUCAUUGCUGUGCAUAGAGCACUUGCGCACAUUAAUGCUUUGGUAAGAGCAUCUGGGGGUGUUCAGCAGAGAUGUGGAACAGCAGGAUCAUGGAGGGAAUGGUGGCUUCACAUAGGGGGUUUUAGCUUGGGGGGCUGCCUCCACCCCAUGUUACAGGCAAGCGAGCCCUCCAGUGUGCACAGGUGCCCCAUGCUGCCGGGUGGGUGGCAUGCAGUGGGGGCUUCUCUUUCCUCCGGGAUCCAGGCUUGUUGCUGGCCACACUUCAGGGUAUUCUUGGGACUUUGAAACGUUGUUGAAAAUUGUUAAAUCAGACCAAUUCUAAUAUGUAUUUGUAAAUGAAUAAAGCCUGGCCUUUUGCUUUU
Aquila chrysaetos chrysaetos is the source of this 5582-nucleotide messenger RNA. RefSeq names its product glutamate rich 3 (gene ERICH3). The record is from RefSeq and is a predicted model, not a curated record. Lineage: Eukaryota; Metazoa; Chordata; Aves; Accipitriformes; Accipitridae.